UUAAACAAAGCAGCUGGAACAAGUAAACAAAACGUUUAAUAAGUAUUUGUAAUACAAGUUUUGUAUUAAAAAAUGUCACAAUCAAACUCUUCAGCACCUCCUAUCAAACGCUAUCGCCGUGAAGAUGAUGAUAAAUCUUCUGGAGCAGAAGAUGAUGACAAAUACGUGCCCUAUGUACCGGUCAAGGAACGCAAAAAACAGCAACUUAUGAAAAUGGGACGCAUCGUACAGCUAACAUCAGAAGCGGCACAACCAAAAUCUUCGAGCGAAAAUGAAAACGAUGAAGACUCACAAAAUGCCACUGAUCCCGAAUUAUGGGGACGUAAAUACAACAUUAGUUUGCUAGAUCAACACACUGAGUUGAAGAAAAUAGCAGAGGCCAAAAAAAUCAGUGAUGUAGAAAAACAACUUAAGGAAGAAGAAAAGAUUCUUGAAAGUGUUCAGCAGCAGAAAGCCCUUAUGGCAGUGUCUGAAUUGGCGAAAGGUAUACAAUAUGAGGAUCCUAUUAAGACUAGCUGGAAGCCGCCGCACUACAUAAUGGAUAUGUCGGAACAUAAACGGAACGCUAUACGUAAACGUUUGCGUAUAUUGGUGGAGGGAGAUGAUGUGGCUCCGCCCAUACGUAGUUUUAAAGAAAUGAAAUUGCAUAAGGGUAUUUUAAAUGGUUUAGCCAGCAAAGGUAUUAAGCGUCCAACACCUAUACAAAUUCAGGGAAUACCUACGGUACUAUCUGGCAGAGAUUUAAUUGGCAUUGCUUUCACCGGUUCUGGUAAGACAUUGGUCUUUGUUUUACCCAUUAUAAUGUUUGCCCUGGAGCAGGAAUAUCGUUUACCCUUUGUGAGAAAUGAAGGUCCAUAUGGUUUGAUUAUUUGUCCUUCUCGGGAGUUGGCCAAGCAGACACACGAUAUUGUAAUGCACUACAGUCGUCAUUUAAUGCAAUGUGGUAUGCCGGAAAUACGUUCGUGUCUAGCAAUUGGAGGAGUUCCUGUUUCAGAAGCUUUAGAUGUUAUAGCUAAAGGGGUUCACAUUAUGGUUGCUACACCUGGUCGUUUAAUGGACAUGUUAGAGAAGAAAAUCGUUACGCUAGAUAUUUGUCGUUAUCUGUGCAUGGAUGAAGCUGAUCGUAUGAUUGAUAUGGGUUUUGAAGAAGAUGUACGUACUAUAUUUUCCUUUUUUAAGGGACAAAGACAGACAUUGCUUUUCUCAGCUACUAUGCCUAAGAAAAUUCAAAAUUUUGCCCGCUCUGCUUUAGUAAAACCCGUAACAAUCAAUGUGGGUCGUGCUGGUGCUGCUUCGAUGAAUGUGACACAAGAAGUGGAGUAUGUCAAACAAGAAGCUAAAGUUGUGUAUUUAUUGGAGUGUUUACAAAAGACAGCACCACCCGUAUUAAUAUUUGCUGAAAAGAAACAGGAUGUCGAUUGCAUACAUGAAUAUUUACUGCUCAAGGGUGUGGAAGCAGUUGCUAUACAUGGUGGAAAAGAUCAAGAAGAACGUUCACGAGCCGUUGAAGCCUAUAGAGAAGGUAAAAAAGAUGUUUUAGUUGCCACCGAUGUAGCCUCUAAAGGUUUGGAUUUUUCCAAUGUUCAACAUGUUAUAAAUUACGAUAUGCCUGAAGAUAUAGAAAAUUAUGUACAUCGUAUUGGUCGUACUGGUCGUUCCAAUACCAAAGGUUUAGCAACAACAUUUGUUAAUAAAACAACCGAUCAAUCGGUAUUGCUGGAUCUAAAACAUUUGUUGAUUGAAGCAAAACAAAAGGUACCGGAUUUCUUAUUGGAACUAUGUCCGGAAUCGGAACAAUAUUUGGAUUUGGGAGACUCACAUGGUUGCAGUUAUUGUGGUGGUCUUGGUCAUCGUAUAACGGAAUGUCCCAAAUUGGAGGCUAUUCAAAGCAAGCAGGCAUCGAAUAUUGGACGCAGGGAUUAUUUGUCUAACACAGCAGCAGAUUAUUAAAUAUGUAGUUUUUUAUAUUUUAGAUUAAGUAUUUCAUGUGAAAAUAUUUUGUAAAAUAUUAAGUGAAAAAUAUUAAAAAUUAAAUCAUAACUCCCACAAAAAUAAUAUUCCAAAUACUUUUCUUUCCAAACAAUCGUUAUAUGUAAAACGGUAUACAUUUGCUGAAUCGUUGUUUAAUUAAUCGACUAUUCUUGAACAUGACAAAGAUAUUGUUUAAUCAGAAAACUCAUUUGAAAUUUCGAUAUUCUGAUAUUCGAUAUUCAAAAAAUUCUGAUCCAAUAUUUAUGAAAAAUUAACACAAUACGUUUUAAUUUUUACAAUUUUUUGUCCAAAAAAGUUGAAAGUAAAAUAUAUAUUAAAAGAAAAUAUGAAUUAUCACUAUGACAACCAAAAAUAUGCUCUAAAAUGGUGUUUUAUGCGCAUAAAAUAUGCACAUAUAAUUUAACAUAUUCUUUGAAAAUAUAAUAAAUAUGCACUCAAAAUUCAUUAUUUUUUAAAUCAAACUCAACUUUGUCACAAUUCUUUGUUAAGCGUUUUUUAAGUCAACAUUGGACUUAUAGAUCAAGUAACGCACCACAUAACGUAGUUUAUAAGUCUUAAAUAUUUUUGGCCAUAUUAUUAAAAAAGGGUGUUUUAUCACACGACAAAUUUGCUUUUAAUGUU
Lucilia cuprina (Australian sheep blowfly) is the source of this 2613-nucleotide messenger RNA. It is a transcript of the gene abs, whose product is annotated as ATP-dependent RNA helicase abstrakt. Gene Ontology annotation, cellular component: spliceosomal complex. Lineage: Eukaryota; Metazoa; Arthropoda; Insecta; Diptera; Calliphoridae. The record is from RefSeq and is a predicted model, not a curated record. Bases 73 to 1950 code for a protein of 625 amino acids. Gene Ontology annotation, molecular function: RNA binding; ATP binding; RNA helicase activity. Gene Ontology annotation, biological process: mRNA splicing, via spliceosome. The transcript has 2 exons.